AUGGAGUCGACUUCAGGCCCAGUGACAAUGAAGGUUUUGACAACUAACAGUGAUUGGGUCGAUGAAAUUGUUGAACUUGUUUUGAGUAUCCCAAGCCCUCAUGACGAGUUCUUCGAAGUAAAAAAGUCUCAAAUAAUUUCUCGGAACGACGUAUAUGAGCUGGAAGAUGAAACAUUCGAGCUUUCAUUUGAAGUUCGUUGUAAUUCUUGGAAGCAGUCACUUCUAAAAUUUUGCCACAUUUUUCAAAAACUGUGCUUUGAAAGGCUUGAAAGUGAUGACUCAUCACCAGUUUUAGUGAUUCAUGAAAAUACUUUGUGUAGCGAAGGUUGCUGCCCGGCACAGCUUGAACUGCCUUUGACUUCUCUUAGUUUUGGAAAUUUUGUCAAAUGCACUUCGUUCCUUUCACACUUCACCAGAAAACCUAGUUCCGACGAUGCUACGGUAGUACAACAGUGUGGGGCGGGGACGUCUGGGAUGUUUGUUAAUUUUGAGCAUGACCGUGAAUUAUUUUUAGUUGUCUUUGGAGCAUAUAGCGAGAAAUCUAGUGUGAGUGAUUCAGUUCGAGAAAGUAAUGAUAACGGAUGGCAGCCAAAUGGAUGUUUAUACGUAGUUAAAGUGAGAUACGAAUCGAUUCGGCGUAUCAUUCUUGACUUACUUCCUGGAUAUGACUGUGUCAAUAUGUUUAUGCUUCUUAAUUACCCACCGGAUCUUAGGCGAAUUUCCAACAAAAUUCAUGGUGGAGACUUUUACUCUCGCGAUCGACGACGGUCAAUUCCCGAAAGGUCAGGUCCAAACAGGUAUGAUAGUUGCGCAGCAGUUAACGAAAGCCCAGUGCUUUGCUUGACUUUCCAGUUGACAGUUGAUUACUCUGUCGAUGAUUAUCGAAUAUGGUUUAGGUACUGUCCGAUGCCUGUUAAACUUAUUGCGGGAGAGUACAGAAGCUCCCCGAGGGGUCCUAAUGUUGACAAAUUCUGGCCAGAAAAACUGCGGCAGACAGAGUUUGGAUUAGAAUAUUUGAUUGCUGCACUUUUGUCACGCGGUGCUGUAGUUAAAGACCAAAUCUUGAAGACAAAGCAAGCGAAAGACGAGUUCCUCUCUUGCGUAUUAGAUCAUUAUUAUAGGAAGCCAGAGGUAAGUCUGUCACUUACUGGUUUAUAUUUGGCGGUGCAAAUUAGGUGUUUUCGGCGUUUACAGUUGGCUUUGGGAGGUCUGGAACAUCUCCUUAAUUUUGUUGAUGAAACGAAACAAGUCAAUUCUUUAAUCAUGACAUAUAAAAAAAUAAUGGAAAAAUUAUGGAAAGAUCAUGAAACGUUCCGUCAGGUGCUCCAAAAAGAUAGCGAUGACAACUAUAAAAGGGUUAGGAAGAUAGUUGUCACACCAACGCGUACUCUCCUUGUUGUUCCUGAAUUACUAAUGGGGAAUAGAGUGUUGCGCGAAUAUGAUUCAUCAGGUGAUGGGGCUCUACGAGUUCAGUUUCGCGAUGAUGACGGAAGCAAAUUAAGGAUGAACCGUCACUUCGUCUACCUGGCAUCUUCGAAUUCACAGAUGAGGGACAACGGCUGUUAUUUCUUCGAUGAUGGGGAAGGCGGAGAAGCGCAGAAAAUUAGGGAUAAUUUGGGACGUUUUGACAUUAGGAAUAUUCCAAAACUGAUGUCACGAAUGGGACAGUGUUUUACUCAGGCCGAGCGGAGCAGUGAGGUGUUACUGCGCAAAAAGUACAAUAAAGCUCACGAUUUUGUUGGAGGCAAAGAUGCAAACGGAGAAUCUUAUACUUUCUCAGACGGUGUUGGAAAACUCUCCCUUAAUUUCGCAUCUAGGAUAGCAGGAAAAAUGGGUUUGGGAUCUUUUGUGCCUAGCUGUUUUCAGAUCAGAUACCGUGGAAUCAAGGGAGUUUUAUCGGUUGAUCCAGCGAUAGACGAACGUCGUCAUUGGGCUGAAAGGCACUGUGUGGAGGAUAAAGGAAAGGAAUACAAUAAGACUCUCGAUUUAGAUGUCUUAUUUCGUCCUUCUCAGGAUAAGUUUGAUAGUCCUCGUCAGAAAAAUAUCGAUAUUGUGAAAUAUUCUUCUCCAGUUCCUGUUGCGCUAAAUCGACCACUUAUCAAUAUCAUGGAUCAGGUUAGUGAGAUGCAAGGACAUGCGUUACAUGCAAGGGUUUGUGGACGUGUUCACUCUUUUUUGGAUCGUCAGUUGAUGGAGAUGGCUGAAAUGUUUAUGAAUGAGGACAGUUGCCGGAAACGUUUGAAUGAACUGCCAAAAAGAAUUUCUGUCGAAUAUCUUAAGGUGGUUAGAGGGUUCGCUCUAACUCAAGAACCCUUUUUCAGAAGCCUUCUUUAUGCCAGUGCUAAAUUCACUUUAAAGAAGCAACUUGCAAAAGAGCAGAUUCAAGUGCCUAUUAAGCUUGGACGUACUAUGUUUGGAGUAGUCGAUGAGUCCGGUUUACUGCAAUAUGGUCAGGUUUUUAUCCAGUACACCUGCAAUAUAGAAUUGAAAAAACCUGGCAAAAAUGCAGCAAAAGAAAUUCUAAAAGGAAAAGUGUUGAUUACGAAAAAUCCCUCUGUUGUGGCUGGCGAUGUAAGGGUUUUUAAUGCUAUUGAUAUUCCUGAGCUAAACCACUUAGUUGACGUUGUAGUUUUUCCUCAGUCAGGUCCUCGACCGCAUCCAGAUGAGAUGGCAGGUUCUGACCUUGAUGGAGAUGAGUACAGUAUUAUUUGGGAUCCAGAAUUAUUCUUUGACCAUAAUGAAGAGCCAUUAGAUUUUACAAAGGAUAGCCGAAAGCCGCAAGAUAUUGAGAAAGAUCAAGUGGUAGAUUCGUUUGAUUGUCUUCUGUGUUGA
Molecule: messenger RNA, 2832 nt
Organism: Enterobius vermicularis (human pinworm)
Lineage: Eukaryota; Metazoa; Nematoda; Chromadorea; Rhabditida; Oxyuridae
Source: the annotation of a GenBank genome assembly